Messenger RNA from Dendronephthya gigantea, 356 nucleotides. RefSeq names its product cellular nucleic acid-binding protein homolog. Gene Ontology annotation, molecular function: zinc ion binding; nucleic acid binding. The record is from RefSeq and is a predicted model, not a curated record. Bases 1 to 309 code for a protein of 102 amino acids. The transcript has 5 exons. Lineage: Eukaryota; Metazoa; Cnidaria; Anthozoa; Malacalcyonacea; Nephtheidae.
AUGUAUACCAUUUGCUUCCAGAUAUUUGUUACGUACAUUUCAGAACAUCAUCCGCUCCCUGCUCUUCGGGGAAAAGGCUUGCUCCCAGGUUUCCGUGGACAUAUUGCAGGGCGUUGCUACAAGUGUGGCGUGCGGGGCCAUCGUGCUCACGCCUGCCAAUCGCGGGCUGUUUGUUGGUUGUGUGGCCAGCGGGGCCACACAAGGGUUGUGUGCCCCCAGCGGCAGACUGGGCGCACAACACAAAAACGAGGGCAGCAAAAGCCCUCAAUGCAAUUUACGAACUGCACGUUUGAGAAGUUUAGUGCUUAAACUUCUCAAACGUGCAGUCUAGGCUACGUUGACAUAUAAUCUCUAUA